AGUGUGGUGGUGUUUUUUUCCUCUUUAGGUCCAACAACAUGUGCCACUAUGAAGUGGGCUAUGUGCGACGGACCCCCAUGUUCAUGUACUCUUCUGGUUGGUAAUGGUACAAAACAGCCCAUAGACUGCACAGCAUUGAUCCCCAAGUGCUUCUUGAUGAAAACUGAAAUGUACAGAGCUAGAAGGGGCCUGAGCACUCGCACUAUUGGAGGAAAGCAACAUGAGAUCGCCAUUGUGGACAACGAUGGCAUCUAUGACCCUGAAUGUGAGAAUGACGGCAAAUUCAAGGCCAAGCAGUGCAACGGCACAGAUGUGUGCUGGUGCGUCAACAGCGCUGGAGUUCGUCGGACUGACAAGGGAGACCAGACCCUCCAGUGUGGGAAGCUGGUGGAGACCUACUGGGUCCGUCUUCAGCUGACACACAAGGAGGUGAACGUCUACGUGAAUAAAGACAAUUUGAAGACUGCUAUUGCAAAUGAACUUAACAGCCGUUACAAACUUAACCCCAGCCUGGUGAAGGAGAUUCAGUAUGACCCAGACGCUCGCAUGAUUGUGGUUGAUGUGACUAAGCCAAAAGGAGAAACAAAUGUUAAAAUAAAAAGCCAUAAUUUACAACUGUUUACUGACCAGAGCAGACGCUUUACUCCUUCUGUGGAUGGGCAGAACCUGAUGAUAGAGAAGACCAUCAUUUACUACGUGGAUGAGGAGCCCCCGACUGUUAGUGCAUCUCUUCCUUCUUGUCCAAUUUUUUUUUAAUUUUUAAAGGAAAUUUUAAAAAUGCUUUUUUAAAGUAAUCCUAAUGUAACAAUCUAACAAUCUAAAUGUUAAGACUGUCUCCAGGGCAUGCAACACUAUUGUCUGUGUCUCAGGAGAAGGUUGUGGAUGGACAGUCAGUUACAUCAAUAUGGACACGCCUGGUGUAAAUCAUGUUAAUCUUCCUUGAGGGAGACCUUGUUACAAACCUGCAUUGUAUGUGUUUGUUUUGUGCGCUCAACGCAUCUGGUUAUGUUAAUUCAGCUUUGCCGGGUCCCUGCUGCGAUUGGUGCGUGGAUAUACAGCUCCAGAGUGACUGGUUCCAGCUGGAGGCUCCGCCCAUCAAAUGAAGGAUGGAGCUCUGUGGUGAGAGAGGUUCUCGCGUUCAAGCAGUACGCCUGUGACAGCCACUUCAGUGACAUUGUGACAGUUGAGGAAGUGGAGUGGGUAGGAGUGAGCUGCCGUUUCUUUUGAUCAC
This is a messenger RNA of Pundamilia nyererei, 1231 nucleotides long. RefSeq names its product epithelial cell adhesion molecule (gene epcam). Gene Ontology annotation, cellular component: membrane. The coding region runs from base 49 to 756 and encodes 235 amino acids. The record is from RefSeq and is a predicted model, not a curated record. Lineage: Eukaryota; Metazoa; Chordata; Actinopteri; Cichliformes; Cichlidae. The transcript is spliced from 6 exons.